AUGGAAAAUCAAUAUAACCUUUGCCCUUUAUUUUCUUUUUUUUUAUAUAGUCCCUAUCAUCAUUUGUUUAUCCUACUUUAUUAUUGCUUUAUUGUUAUAAUGAUUAGAACAGUUAAACCAAAGAAUGCUCGUUCCAAGAGAGCGUUAGUCAAGAAGGAAGCUAAAUUAGUUGAAAACACCAAGACAGCUCUUUUCGUUCCUGGUUCAACGGGAAAUAAAUUUUUACAUGAUGCUAUGUGUGAUUUAAUGGCAUUUAAAAAACCAUUUAUUAAAAAGUUUUCUAAGAAGAAUGAAAUUAGACCAUUUGAAAAUUAUGAAGAAUUGGAAUUUUUCAGUGAAAAGAAUGAUUGUUCAUUAAUGGUAUUUUCAUCAAGUAAUAAAAAAAGACCAAAUAAUUUAACAUUUAUUAGAUUUUUCAAUUAUAAAGUUUAUGAUAUGAUUGAAUUUUCCAUACAAAAGAAUCAUAAAUUAUUACAAGAUUUCAAGAAGUUGACUUUUACAAUUGGUUUAAAACCAAUGUUUUCAUUUAAUGGACCAUUAUUUGAUUCUCAUCCAGUUUAUCAACAUGUUAAAUCAUUAUUUUUGGAUUUUUUCAGAGGUGAAGAAACUGAUUUACAAGAUGUUGCUGGAUUACAAUAUGUUAUUUCAUUAUCAACUGGAGAAAUUGAAGAUUUAAAUGAUGAUAAAAUUUUACCAAAUGUUUAUUUCAGAGUUUAUAAAUUGAAAUCUUAUAAAUCUGGUCAAAAAUUACCAAGAAUUGAAUUGGAUGAAAUUGGUCCAAGAUUAGAUUUUAAAAUUGGUAGAAGAAUUUCCCCAAGUCCUGAAAUUGAAAAAGAAGCUAAUAAGAAACCAAAACAAUUGGAACCAAAAGUUAAAAAGAAUGUUAGUACCGAUUUCAUGGGUGAUAAGGUUGCUCAAAUCCAUGUUGGUAAACAAGAUUUAAGUAAAUUACAAACCAGAAAGAUGAAAGGUUUGAAAGAGAAAUAUGAUCAAAUAAGUGAAGAUGAAGAUGAAGAUGAAGAAGGCAGUGAUGUUUAUGUCUCAGAUGAAGAAUAUGGUUCAGCUGCUGACGAAGAAGAAGACGAUGAAGAACAACAGCCUCCAAGCAAGAAACAAAGAGUAUAG
Molecule: messenger RNA, 1125 nt
Organism: Candida tropicalis MYA-3404
Lineage: Eukaryota; Fungi; Ascomycota; Pichiomycetes; Serinales; Debaryomycetaceae
Gene: RPF2
Product: rRNA-binding ribosome biosynthesis protein
Exons: 1
Coding region: 1-1125 (374 amino acids)
Biological process (GO): maturation of LSU-rRNA from tricistronic rRNA transcript (SSU-rRNA, 5.8S rRNA, LSU-rRNA); ribosomal large subunit assembly
Cellular component (GO): nucleolus
Molecular function (GO): rRNA binding
Source: RefSeq, a predicted model, not a curated record